Molecule: messenger RNA, 1053 nt
Organism: Paecilomyces variotii
Lineage: Eukaryota; Fungi; Ascomycota; Eurotiomycetes; Eurotiales; Thermoascaceae
Product: Rhodanese domain protein
Exons: 2
Coding region: 159-809 (216 amino acids)
Cellular component (GO): mitochondrion
Molecular function (GO): thiosulfate-cyanide sulfurtransferase activity
Source: RefSeq, a predicted model, not a curated record
AUGAUUAAGUUACUUACCGAGCGGAGAAGCAAUGUGCUCGCAAUCUUUCAAUCUAACUCGUCUUGUCUGUCCUUUUUCUAAAGCUGACUCUGUCCCUAACCUAUCAUUGUGAGUAGUCAAAUUAAAAUCACGCUCACAUCAAUUGACCAAAAGCACCAAUGUCCGCCCCUCGAUCUUUCACGACCCUGGCGUCCCGCGCCUUGGUCCGGCCGACCACUCCACGCAAUGGCACUAUCUCAAACGUCCUCUGUUCAUGCCAAAGAGGGUUAAAGAGCGCGGCGGUCCCAUCACCAGCUUGGGCUCUGCGCGUCGGACGCAAGAAUGAGCAGAUCUCAUUUGUUCAGAGGACGUGGACGUCGCGGAUGAACCAGCUGCAGCAAGUCCGAUGGCAGAGCCAGAAGGGUGAAGGAGACGCACCGGAAUGGAAGCAGUGGGGAUUCGAAGAUAUCAACGCCGCCCUUCCCCGCCGGGAUGCAAUCCUGAUUGACGUCCGCGAACCCGUCGAACUCUCUUCAACCGGCAUUAUCCCCUCUGCCGUCUCGAUCCCACUUGCCUCCCAGCCCGACGCUCUAUUCCUCACUCCCGAAGAGUUCGAGACCCGAUUCGGUUUCCCGAAGCCUGGAGUUUCCGAAGAGGAAGCCAAGCGAAACUUGGUAUUUUACUGCAAAGCCGGAGUGAGAGCCCGCGCUGCAGCCCAGCUUGCUGCGCAGGCUGGUUAUGAUCCUGCCAGAAUCGGAGUGUAUGAUGGUAGUUGGCUUGAUUGGGCUGAGCGCGGAGGAAAGGUUGAGAAGUGGGAGCCGGAGGAGUAACUUACCUACCUACUUACUUACUUACUUACUAUCUAGGCGGGACUACUCGAGGGUAUUUAUUGGUAGCAGUUUUGACAUCAGGCUAUAGUUCUGCGUGCUUGCUUGUUGCGGUUUGUUUGUAUUAUACUUGUGUGUUAGAAAUCUCUUGUGAAAAGAUGGUUAAGAAGCAUGCCAAUAUUCCGUUGGUUGUUGUUCUUUAGUUUAAAUCGAUACCAAUCACUAUGUGGUGUGGUCCUCAUUAUAA